Molecule: messenger RNA, 246 nt
Organism: Racocetra fulgida
Lineage: Eukaryota; Fungi; Glomeromycota; Glomeromycetes; Diversisporales; Gigasporaceae
Source: the annotation of a GenBank genome assembly
AAUUGGAUUGCAAAGAAACCAAAAUUAAUAAAGCAAUGUCCUAAGAUGGCUCAUGUAUUGAAAAUAUCCUUUGAUAAUAUCGAUAAAUUUGGAAAAUAUUUUGCGGAACUUAAUGAGAUCCACUGUGAACAAAAUGAUCUUGCUUAUGUUUUAGAAAGUGAAGGCUUUAAUAAAGAAGAUAUGCAAAAACAAAAAGGCAUAACCGAUUUUACAGUGACCCGUAUGUUUUCAAAGAGAAGCGAAUAG